Adineta ricciae is the source of this 501-nucleotide messenger RNA. Lineage: Eukaryota; Metazoa; Rotifera; Eurotatoria; Adinetida; Adinetidae. The record is from the annotation of a GenBank genome assembly.
AUGGCUAAUAUGGCGAAAACGAUGGCCGAUCUUCAAGAUCUUAGCCGUAUGGAAGACACUGCGUCAUUAGAACGUACGAAAGCUUUGGAUAUGGAAUCUGGUCAAAUCUCAGAAGCUGUUUACUGGUCAUGUGAUCAAGUAGCAGACUAUAUUGAAAUGCUUGGCUUUCCUCAAUAUCGAGAAUGCUUUCUACGAAAUAAAGUAGAUGGACGACGAUUGAUUUUAUGUAAUGCUUCGCGUUUGAAUGCUCUCGGCAUCACAGAUUUCAAACAUAUCAUUUUCGUAGCAAAAAGUAUUCGAGAAUUGCUACAUAUUGAAGAGCCGUAUUGGAAUCGAAGUGUCUCAUUGCCUUAUAUGGAAUCCAUUGGUCGCUAUCUUGAGCAACGUAGUAUUAUCGGCCGCCGCGCAGAUGAAUUAGACUAUGAAACAUUUACGAAUGAAACUCGUGACACUAAAUUUCAACCGAUUUUAACUAAUCAAGGCAUUCUUAAUUGGAACUAA